CGCUUUCCUGGCGGAGAAGAUGGCGGCUCCUGGACCGGGGGAGUAUUUUAGCGUCGGGAGCCAUAUCUCUUGUCUUACCUGCUUGGGCCAGCGUCUGCAGGGAGAAGUGGUGGCCUUCGACUACCAGUCCAAGAUGUUGACUUUGAAAUGUGAUCCCUCCAGCAGAAAGCCAACUCUCCACGACGUCAUCCUGAUCAAUUUAGCCUAUGUUUCUGAAGUGGAUAUAAUAAAUGACCGCACUGAAACUCCUCCUCUAGCAUCACUGAAUGUUAGCAAGCUUGCCAAUCGAGCACGGUCAGAGAAGGAAGACAAGCUGUCCCAAGCAUAUGCAAUCAGUGCUGGGGUUUCUGUGGAGGGCCAGCAUCUAUUCCAGACUAUUCACAAAACCAUCAAAGACUGUAAAUGGCAGGAGAAGAACAUAAUGGUGAUGGACGACGUUGUAAUCUCGCCGCCAUACCAGGCUGACAACUGCAAAGGCAAAGAGGGAAGUGCUUUAAGUCAUGUACGCAAAAUAGUUGAGAAACAUUUUAGAGACUUGGAAAGUCAGAAGCAACGUUCACAAGCACAGCAAACACAGAAGGACUCCACUUUAUCAUCUUGAGUCAGCGCAGGGCAGUGUGGGUCGGGCCAGCCAGGGAAUGCAACACUGCGGCGGGCUGGUGGACGGCACGGCGGGCAGUCUGUCUCGACUGCCGGACGAGGUUGGCAUUCCUAGCCCUCCUUGUCAGAGACCAGGAAGAUCCAGCGCUGAAGAGCACUGGGUCCAGAAGAUCUAAAAACAGUAACGAAAAAGACACACAAAAAAAAGAGGAAAGAGUUAAUCUUAAAUUAGACUUUAUGAAGAUAAUUUAAAACAUCAACCAUGACGCAACCAUAUAGUUAAAGGAAACUAACUUCAUCUCACUCAUCCCUCCCAUCAAUCCAUCAUCUUCCUCUUGUCCCCAAUGGCUUUUCUCCUUUCUUUUCCAUAAAUGUCAUUUAUUCAAAAAGAGAAAAAUAGAGCAGUCAAAGGCUUGUUGGCUUUAUUUCUGUCAGUUUCCUUUUUUUGCUAUAUCCAUGUUAUACAAGUGUCUGUUUUUCUGUCUUUUAAACAAAACGUGACUUGAAAUGCCACACUUUAAAAAUACAUUUUCUAAAAUAAAAGUAACACAUUCUGACUGUAA
Salvelinus namaycush (lake trout) is the source of this 1163-nucleotide messenger RNA. Its product is annotated as protein LSM12 homolog A-like. Bases 20 to 601 code for a protein of 193 amino acids. The record is from RefSeq and is a predicted model, not a curated record. NCBI's taxonomy places the organism in Eukaryota, Metazoa, Chordata, Actinopteri, Salmoniformes, Salmonidae. The transcript is spliced from 5 exons.